Macrosiphum euphorbiae (potato aphid) is the source of this 705-nucleotide messenger RNA. The record is from the annotation of a GenBank genome assembly. Lineage: Eukaryota; Metazoa; Arthropoda; Insecta; Hemiptera; Aphididae.
AUGAUCGCUAGUACUGCAUUUUCCGUCAUAUUUUUAUUAGUAAUAGUUACUAAAACUAGUUCGAUGGACUUAGCUACGGCCAAAAAAGUGUUGGUAAAACCUUUGUACGACGCGCCUCACGUCGACAAUCAAAACUCCGUGCCCAAAAUAACUGUGUCAAUAUACUACGGAAGCUUGUGCUCGGAUUCUGUAGAGUUGUUCAAAAAUCAAAUAGGUCCAAACUUGGCAACAUUUCAAAAAUAUGUCAACUUUGAUUUCGUGCCUUUCGGGAAAUCUGACAAAAAAUUAUUCGAAGGAAGAUGGUUUUUUAAAUGUCAAAACGGACUAACUGAAUGUAUGAAAAAUAAAUGGCAAGCGUGUAGCAUUCAUAUACUACCGUCCAAACUGCAAUUAUUGGCUAAUUAUUUGGUCUGUUACAUGAGCUCUAAAGUUGAAACGCAUUCGGGAUAUCAAUGUACGAGAAAUAUGGGCUUGUACGAUGACUAUUACGGCAAGAUAAAGAAAUGUUUUAUGAACAGAGAAUUCAGCGAUUCGUUAAUGGUUCAAUACAGCAAUCGGACGCAGACCGUUUUAACACAAUCGGCUCAGAUUCCUGCUAUUGUUAUUAACGGGGUGUACAACAAAAUGGAACAAGAUGAAGCAAAAAAUAAUUUGCGGAACGUUAUAUGCAAAUAUAUACAUCCUAAGCCCGUUGGAUUGUGCUAA